AGCAGCGUGAGGAGAGGACCGGUGGUUCCACGGAAGGAGAAGGAGCCCAGAGAGAGGUAGGCGUGUGGGUCUCCUCCCCGGGUUGGGCUCGCCCUCUGCUUUAUACUUGGGCGAAGCUAAGACCCGCGCAAGUUCGGAAAUCCCUCCGGCUUCGUGCAAAAUAGUAAGGAGCUACCCUCGAGUUUAGGGUUUCCGCUUACGGCCUCGCCGAAACCCUAGAAGUUCCUCAGAGUCGGGGUUUAGGGGUUUUACAGAGGGAUUGAUUUCCUUUAGGGCGCUGAUCUCCGCGAGCUUCAUAUUCUUCAUGGGUUUUAUAGUCUUGGGGUUCUGAGAGAAGAAGAAGGGGAAGAAGGAUUCGAACGAGUGGUCUUUGUUUGAGGGUUUGGAAGACACUGAGUGGAGCCGUCGUCGAUGGACAUCUCGGUGGAGGAGUACCCGCGGGACGGCGUCGAGGACGAGGGAGUUCCUGCCUUGGACGGCGAGGGGGAGCGCCAGGUGGAGAACGAGGGGGACGGGUGCGAUGAAGGAGUGGAUGGUAUGGACAGUGCGGGGGAGAAGCGGAUGGGAUCUCCAUCUGAAGCGUCUUCGGGGAAAUUAUUUGUUGGUGGCAUUGCGUGGAGGACCACUAAAGAGACAUUCACGGAGCAUUUCCAGAAGUAUGGAGAGAUUACUGAUUCUGUGAUUAUGAAGGACAAACGCACCAAAAAGCCUCGUGGUUUUGGGUUUGUUACCUUUGCUGACCCAUCUGUUGUGGAGCUAGUACUAAAGGAUGAACAUGUCAUCGAUGAUAGGACAGUUGAGGUAAAGAGGACAGUCCCCAGGGAGGAAAUGGCAGCAGCACCAGACACCCAAACAAAGAAGAUAUUUGUUGGCGGGAUACCAACAUCUGUUACUGACGAUGAGUUGAAGGAGUACUUUUCUUCGUACGGGAAUAUUAUCGAGCAUCAGAUAAUGACUGAUCAGAGUGGCCGCUCACGAGGCUUUGGGUUUGUCACCUUUGAGAGUGAAGAGACGGUUGAAGAAAUUCUGUCAAGUUCACAAUCACAUGAAAUUAAAGGAAAGCAGGUGGAGAUCAAGAAAGCUGAGCCGAAAAGGUCAGGAGAAGGUCAAGGCUUUGGUAAGCGAACACGUGGUGGUGGUGGUGGUGGUGGUGGUGCAUAUGGGGACUAUGGACGGCCUGCUUAUGGGUAUGGAGGGAGUUCUAAUCGGUCUAGUGGUGGUUAUGGUGGAAGGAUGGGUGGCCAUGGUGGACCUAUGGGACAAGGAUAUGGUGGAUAUGGUUAUGGUGUUGGUUUUGGUGGCGGAGGUGGUGGUGGCGGUUAUGGUGGGGGAAUGAUGGGGCCUUAUGGAUAUGGUGUUUAUGAUGGUUAUGGCGGUAGAAUGGGUGGCUAUGGAGGUGGUGGAACUGGAUAUGGAGGUGGUGACAGUAGUGGUUAUGGCGGUGGUAUGGGUGGAUAUGGUGCUAUGGGUGGUUAUGGUGGUGGUGGUGUGAGUGGUUAUGGAGCUGGUAUGGGUGGCUACGGUGGCAAAGGUUAUGGUGGUGGUGGCGGCGGCCCUGGCAGCUACGGAAGUUCUGCCAAUGGUAGGUAUCACCCUUACGGAAGAUGAGCAGCACAGCUUCUGAGCGAGCUUUGUCGAUUCCUCUUGGGAGGAUGGAAUCGACAUUCUUGUAUAAUUUCUCGGCCUUUUGUCCGUAGUUGAUUUUGUGCAAGUUUGGAGGGGGACUUGUCACCUAAUGUGGAUCCCCUAGAACGCAUGCGACUGACACAUGGUGAAUGCAAUCGCUGAAAGGGAAACUUGAAUUCUAAAUUUGUUACAUGUUCUUCUUGAGUCGAAAAUUGUUGUUUUGUUCAUGAAAAAUUGAGUUUCACUAGGGUUAGUUAGGUACUAGUAAUCUCUCAUGGGGCAGGAAAUGAUGGGAAAAUCUUGUGUAUUGAAAGAUGAAUUUUUUAAAGGAAAGAUUUCUAAUCAUAAAGACUAUUCUUUUUCUCUAUAA
Molecule: messenger RNA, 1996 nt
Organism: Nymphaea colorata (pocket water lily)
Lineage: Eukaryota; Viridiplantae; Streptophyta; Magnoliopsida; Nymphaeales; Nymphaeaceae
Product: glycine-rich RNA-binding protein 3, mitochondrial-like
Exons: 6
Coding region: 412-1608 (398 amino acids)
Biological process (GO): regulation of gene expression
Cellular component (GO): nucleoplasm
Molecular function (GO): RNA binding
Source: RefSeq, a predicted model, not a curated record